This is a messenger RNA of Biomphalaria glabrata, 2772 nucleotides long. RefSeq names its product death-associated inhibitor of apoptosis 2-like. Gene Ontology annotation, molecular function: ubiquitin protein ligase activity; cysteine-type endopeptidase inhibitor activity involved in apoptotic process. The record is from RefSeq and is a predicted model, not a curated record. Gene Ontology annotation, cellular component: cytoplasm; nucleus. Gene Ontology annotation, biological process: regulation of cell cycle; negative regulation of apoptotic process; positive regulation of protein ubiquitination. Lineage: Eukaryota; Metazoa; Mollusca; Gastropoda; Planorbidae. The transcript has 7 exons. The coding region runs from base 255 to 1796 and encodes 513 amino acids.
CACAACUUUGUUUUAAUGAAAACAACCCAACUGUCUGCGUCGUUUGUUAAAUGUGUCAACAAGUCUACACAAAGAGAGGAAAUACAAUAACUCUUUAAUUAAAAACAUAGACUCAAGAAAAGAAUCUGAAAUCUAUCAAGAAAUUUAGGUCAGCAAGUGGAAGAGGACUCAGUUCAUCUUUUUUAAAUUAAUCAGAAGAUUGCUGCCACACUAAAAAUAGAAAUAGGAUCAUACACAAAUAAUGUAGACAAUAAAUGCAGUCCUCUCCCUUUCACAAAGAAAAAAACAGACUUCGGACAUUUGCAAACUAUCCAUAUUCAGCGAUCAAAUCGGCUUUGGUUCUAGCCCAAUCUGGUUUUGUUUAUACCGGAAACGGUCAAGAGGUCACGUGUGUAUUUUGUCAAGCUGUGAAAAAAUCAUGGCGGUGUGACGAAGAUGUGGAAGAAGUUCACCGGACUCUAUCCCCUAGUUGCCCUCUUGUGACUGGACAGCAUUGUGGAAAUAUUCCCCUGACCCGAACGAGUUCUACAAGUUUUUCAGAAAUUCUUAAUGAGCAGCUUCGCUCAUCCCAAGAUCAUCAAGUUUCAGCUAAUACUAACUUAUCACAGCAAAUAGAGACCCAUUCUGGAGCUGCAAGAUUAGGAAAUAGGGAAUCAAGCACAUCAACAGGCGUCCAGAAUAUACAAGAACCCAAUGGGGGUUUUACUGCAAAUCAAGAUAUCACUUCAAAUUCAAUCAAUGUUGUAGACGAAACUUCCAAUGGCACAGUACAAAACCAAGUAGGUCCUAACCAAGAAGUGUCUGCAGCUCCCACAUUUAACGCUGUAUCACAAAGCAACUCUGCAAGACAAACGGUAGAAGCUUCCCCUCAUCAACAUGAUCGAAAUCAACAUACUAACUCAAACGCUAACGGACCGACAUACUCUGAGCUCGGAAUAAUUACAGACAGACCGAAACGUGUUGAAUACGCCCUGAAGUCUGAAAGAUUAAAGACCUAUUCUACCUGGCCAAGAGGACAUCGUCUGCAACCUUCAGACCUUGCUGAUGCUGGUUUCUAUUUUGCAGGUUACGGAGACUGUGCCCGAUGCUUCUACUGUGGUGGAGGUUUAAGGAACUGGGACGAUGAAGAUGAUGUCUGGGUGGAGCAUGCCAGGUGGUUCCCCAAGUGUUCUUUCAUACGUCAGCGAAUGGGACAAGUCUUUGUGGACACUGUCCAGGAAAUGCAUAAAACAUUUGACAAGGUAGUGUUCUUAAAUAUAGGGCCUAUUGAUCUAUACCAGCGAAUAUUCUUUAAUUCUAUAAAGCAAGUAUCAUUUGAUGCAGUCACAAACAAGAUGGGAAUCGAAAGAUUGGCAGCUUAUCCAUUAGAUCGGGGAGAAGAGACGUUAAGACGAGACCCUGCAGUGAGAGCUGUCUCCGAGCUUGGAAUUCCUCAAAACUUUGUCAUUGAAAUGGCCAAAUGCAUUAAAGCUGAAGAUUCAAAUUUAUCUGCUGAUAAAAUUUUGGCAAAGAUAAAUGCAGAAAAAAAGGAAGUAGCUGAAAGCCCUGUUGAGAAUAGACUUCAGAAUGUGUCUCCUGCGUUUGCCAAUGAAAUAGAGAUUAUUAGGAGACUAAAAGAAAACAACAACAUAUUACGUCAGCAGACCACGUGUAAGAUAUGUAUGGACAGAGAGGUGGACAUCGUCUUCCUGCCUUGUGGUCAUCUGGUGUCCUGCACUGAGUGUGCUGUGGCCAUGAAGGACUGCCCAGUGUGUCGAGCACAUGUUAAAGGGACAGUCCGAGCUUUCAUGAGUUGAGCGACACAAUGAAUGGAAUGAAUAGAGCAAUCAGGAGAUGUGUCGAGUGUCUUCCUUUUACAGUAGAAUGUUUCGUUUCAACUUUGUAUCCAGCCAACAUGUAGAUACCAUAACCUUGCGUCUUAUUUAUCUAAAUACAUCGCCUAUUGUCAUUUCAGCUCUUUAGUAUGUAGAGUUAAUCAAUAAGAAUAAUAUUCAUCAGGCCGUUAAAAAAGGGGACUUUCAAAAUAUAAAAGUAGGGUCUAAAAUUUGAUGAAAACGAUUUUUUGAAAGUCAUUUUUGUUGUUGUUGUUGUUUUUUCUUUUGCUUCAUUAUAAAGAACUCCAUUAAAUAAAAUGUUACAGUAAACCACUUUAUAUGGAUGAAUGUUGUAUAUGACUGUUUUUAAACCUACAUUUUCGUUGAUUAUAUAUUUAAUAUUUUAACUUUUAAUCAGAUCUACACAAUCUUGAAUAUAAUCUUUGAUGUGCAAUCAAAAAUGAUUGUAUUUAUUGAUGCUACCGAAUUGUUCUGUAAUACAAUGUCAUACAUGAGUGCAACUUGAAUGUCAAUGGGGUGCAAUAAAUGUUGCAAUUUGGUUGUUUGUUCAAUUUUAUUUUUACUUCAACUGCCAGUAAUAGUUCAAACAAUAAUUACAUCCCACUUGAAUUGUUUUUUGUUACUCUAAUGUAAAAAUAUAUAUAUAUUAUUUUUUAAUUUAUUAUUAUUAUUGAUACUCUAAUGUAAACAGGGUCUACCUUGUCUUUCAAAGUUACGUUGUAGAUCUAUUUGGUGGUUGAAUUUGUUUUACACUUGAUAGUCUAAUAGCUGCAUUUCUCACUUUGAAGAUUUGUGUGAAUAAUUUGAAAAAAUGAAAAUUUUAAUUUAAGUAAUUUAACUUUAAUUUCAUUUUGAAAUCGAUUAUAUCUGUUCCCUAGUCAUUUAUUACUAUAGUUGUUCUGUUUUGUAUGUUGAUUUUAUUUAUAUUAAAGAAAUA